Molecule: messenger RNA, 3356 nt
Organism: Anopheles funestus (African malaria mosquito)
Lineage: Eukaryota; Metazoa; Arthropoda; Insecta; Diptera; Culicidae
Product: kinesin-related protein 4-like
Exons: 9
Coding region: 467-3352 (961 amino acids)
Biological process (GO): non-motile cilium assembly
Cellular component (GO): ciliary transition zone
Source: RefSeq, a predicted model, not a curated record
CACUGUGCUUCAUUUUCCCGCUCACUACACUGCACGCGCUUGCAUGCAAAAGUCUGCCCUCUUGUACACAACACAGUGCAGUCCCAUACGGUCGUUACCAUAGCAACGGCUCUAACAAAAACACCAACAAAUCGAACUUUUUCUUCAUCAGCGCAACCUUGCAUUGGUUUCGCGCGCUGCUUUUACCUUCACGAAUUCUUUUUUCCCUUCUUUUGGUGAAAAUUUCGUGUUUGUGUGUUUAGGUGUUUCAUUUCGCCCGUUUAAAAAUGGUAGCACGACGUAUCCUCGUCUGCCUACGCUGACCUAAACCUUGUGUACGCGAGUGUGUGUGUGUGUGGCAAUCACAAUUUGCGUGUAGAUAACAUCGUCGCAAAUCGCGUACAUUAUCCCAUCGUCGUUCUGGGUGUUACACCAGUUCGGUGCAGUUGGUAAAAUCGAAUCGAAGCACCGAAUCUACUGCGAACGGAUGGGAAAAGAUACGGUGCGCGAGAAGGACAUCGCCGCAAUGGCGGGCAGUAGCAGAAGGUCUGGUCGUCCGGUCAGUGCUUCCCCGUACUCGGAAAACUAUCGGCCCCCGAUCGAUCUCUGCCAGCGUCAUCUGAUCAACCAUCGGCUGAUGGUGUCGAAGUUGACACGCCGCGAGCUGGAGGACAAGUAUCUUAGCUUGUGCGACGAAAACUACACCAUCAAGAAACGGUUCCUGGAGCAGGAGGAACAGAUCAAGCGGUUGAAAACAAAGCUCACACGCUUGUCAAACGAGAGUAAUAAUCGAUCGAAAUCGCGCCUCGAUAUGGCCUCCAGCGAACACUACAGCAGACUUCACGAUCUGGAGCUCCAGCGGCGAGAACUGCACGAAAAGCUGGAAGCACUACGUCGUGCAACGUCCAUCGAAGGGCAAAGGAUGCAAAGUGUCACCAAGGGCAACAGCACUGCAAGGACAAGCGCUGUGAAUCAACGUCGCUCCAAGAGUGCACGUCCAGCAAAAGAUGCGGAUGCGGGUCGUCGAGAGUGCAAAUCUUCGUCGCCCUCGAAUGAUGGUUACGAUGAGGAGGAUGAUCGUCACCAUCGUCCGGUAGGACGUCCCAGUACGGACGAUCGAACGGAGGACGACGAUGAUGAUAGUGCUGAUAGGGCGGUGCAUCGUAACAAUCACCGGAAGUCGUACGGUGCGGACGAUGAAGACGAGGAUGACGAUGAGGAACAUGGUGUCGUGGCCGGUGUAGAUGAGGAUCGGGACGUACUGUCCGGAGACAGUGAUGAUCUAAACCAGAGCGAACGAGAGUCAGGUAGAGUUGAAGGUAAAGGUGGAAUCGUUGGAGUACCAAGUACCAAGAUGAUUGCUAAGGAUCGCCGCCAUGGUACAGCAAAAUCCAAGGCCCGUCAGGUCCAGUGCCCGGACUGUGAGCGCCAUCGUACCGAGCAGCUAACGCGUGAAACAGACCUCGUCAAAAUGAAGCUAAACAUCAAAUAUCUUCACAAGGAGCUGCAAAACGAAAAGGAAAAGAGCACACUGCUGGCACGACAGCUGGAGGAGAAGCUGUCGUACGAAAUUAUGAAGCGCAACGCGACAGAAAACCUCGAAAUACUUAACCUCAACCGACAGGUGGAGGAUCUCGCGAAGGAACUGCAGCGACAGGUGGACGAACAGAAGCGCUCAAUGGAGCACGAGAUGCGGAAGCAAGGUGAUCUUGAAGCCCAAAUACGCAAAGAGAAAGACAAAAAUGCUUCCCUGUUUGAAGAAUGCGAACGUUUGAAGAAAAACAUCGAAAAGCUUAAGGAAAAUAUGUCUGAAGUGGAGAUUGAGCGAGACUUUCUGAAGCGCCAACAGGAAAACUUUACCAAAAUUGUGGACGAAAACAAGCUGCUCAAGUACCAGCUGGACGAACUGCGGAAACACAACGAGGAGUUGCUAAGACAGAUUGAUACGCUGAAGGAGGAGGAACUCGUUACGAAAGAAUCCCAACGCGAGUUGUUGGAAAAGCUAAAGACGUUACAGCAGGAUAAUGAUACGCUCUCGGUGAUGCUGGAAGGCUUGCGCACCGAGAACGAACUGCUGGCAGAGGAAAGAACACAGCUCGAGCACAGUCUCAAGAGUUUGGAAGCCUCACCCAUUAAAGAAGUUCGUCCCGUAUCGCCGACACGCCCGUCGAUGAGUGUGUCGGUACAGACUGAACACUAUCAAGCGGAAAACGGUACUCCAAUCUCUGAGACCUUUGAACCAGGAAAAGUUUUUCUCAAGGAACCUUCGCCCGUUGAACGAAGUGUAAAAACAAUGCAUGAACGUGAACCCUUUACGUUGGCUCCGACACCGCUGUCCAGACGUUCGUCAGUAGCCGCACGUAUGAGUCGGGAAAGGCAUGCUUACGAAGCGGCCGAUGCUGCUCAGCAGUUGUUCCGGCAGGUGAGCGUCAGCCAGAUGAUACCGAAGCUGUCGCAAAUCAUGAACAAUCGUACCGAUGAGCCACCAAAGCCAAAUAAUGUUGAGCUGUUAAUAGCGAACAGUUACCCUGAAACAUUGGAGAAAUCGUUGCGGGAGAAUGAACAAUUCUACACAUUACAAAGUGCAGCACGGCGGGGAAAUACUGACCGAGGGUCAAUAACAUCUUCUGUAUCAGAAAAAAAGCGCAUUUCCUUCCGGGAUGCUGCCAGCUUGAGUGAACCACGACUGAAAGAUGGGGAUCAUUCGGUUCAGGAAAAUUACGCCCGAUUCUUCAACAUACAGCGUAUUCCCUCGAUGUGGCACAAGAUAGCGGAGAAUCCACUUCCAACCACGUCCUCCAUACCAAAUCAAAUAUUUAAAAUUAAGCGUUCCAGCGACGAUAUGCUAACGAUUGAGAUACGAUCCGUACGGUGGAACGAAUCAGCCGUCGAGCGAUUGCUGGAAGCCAAGGUGUCGCUAUACUAUGUAGAGUUUACCUUUCUCGAUCUUUAUGGGCAUCGAUUGGAAACACCCCAUUCGGCAUCGUUCAUUACUAAUCAGGGUGAAGUACGGCUAGAGCAUACAUUCAACUUUCGGGUAAAUAUCGAACUAGACACAAAACACCACGCAGAACGUCGCGAGGAACUGAAGAAAAUGCUUCUACCGGAUGGUAACGAUGCGGUACGAUUUGUAGUUGUGAAUGAGAAUCGCUCUACAGAUUUUGAUGUGGGACAUUCCAGUGAGGAUAUAGGAUACUCUUCCAUUAAACUUCGUAACGAGUUGCGGAAAGCAUCGACACAGAACGAGUCGGAACUGUUUGUCGAAGCACCGAUCUAUGAUUUUGGUCAUGAACACGCAGAACUGGGUAUACUUACGAUUAAAUUCGACAACAUCAAACUACUGUUGCCACUGAUGCCGAAUGGCUCUUUGUAGCACG